Messenger RNA from Bombyx mandarina (wild silkworm), 3242 nucleotides. RefSeq lists its product as uncharacterized. Lineage: Eukaryota; Metazoa; Arthropoda; Insecta; Lepidoptera; Bombycidae. Gene Ontology annotation, cellular component: chromosome, centromeric region; nucleus. The record is from RefSeq and is a predicted model, not a curated record. Gene Ontology annotation, biological process: meiotic chromosome segregation.
AUCUGACAUUUUGAACUGAGAAUAUUCAAGUUUACUGAUUCUGUUUUAACUGACAAUAAAUUGAAUCUUACAAAUAAUUAAAAAUUAAGAAAUUUUCCAACAUAUGGUGACCAAUAAUUGCAAUAAUUAAAGUACUUUAUGUACAAACUUCUAUCGUGUUCAGAUCACAGUUUUUUAAUAGGUAGUUUUAAGUUUCCAUGGCGAACUUGGAGAGUGAAAUUAAAGAUUUGAAGGAGAAAAACAAUGACUUGGUCCAGAAGGUGCAGUACUGGAAGAUGACGGCAGCUCAGAGGGAGAACGAGAAGCUCUCACUAAUGAAAGAAAUUAAUGAACUACGACUGAAGUUGAGUAAAUUAAGGAGCACCGGUGGCUUACAAGCGCAGAACUUGGAUACAGCUAUCCAGGCUGCCAGUGAAAAGGCAUUGGCACACCUCGUUCGGGCAUCUGGAGAGAUUGCGCACACAAUAGACCUAGCUAAAGCCUACAUGCGAGAUAGACAAGAGCUGGAAGCAUCAUCACCACGUUGGAGUGCAAUCAGUGGUACUCCGAGUACAGACAAAGCUGAGAGGAUCCACCGCGUACCACCAACAAUAAUGGGUGGUCAAUCAAUUCAGCCGGUUGUUGCUUUGAGCCGAACUUUACUCAAUACAAGUAAUCCAAGAUUGACAUCAAGGAGUCCCAAUCAGAACCGGAACGUUUCAGAAAGAGCGGUACCCAUGCACAUGUUGCAAGAUGUAUACAUACCUUUAACAAGAAUAGACGCAGAUCGAGUCCUGAACAAUAUGGAGACAGAGUCAAGACCGCACAGUGCCGAUAACAGCGCUGAGGAUUUAGAAGAUAGUACGGAGAGAGUUCUGGAUGAAUCUCAGAAUAUGUCAGAAGAUGAAGACUUUAAUGCGACGCGCAGGCUGGACGCCGUGACCGAAGACUUAGAGCCAGAAGAGGAAAUGGAAUCGCCAACACAUAGAGGCAGACCUGACCCGUUGGAGGGUCCCAGUUGGCUGUUGGACGGGCCGAUCGACAAAAAGAGGAGAACCACGAGGCUGCCGAAUCUGGAGCCGGACUCCACAACGGGGGCUGAGGGCAGCGCCCCCCCUCCAGAGCAACUCCGCGGCGAGAAAGAAGAAACGGUCGGGCGAUUGUCGUGUGUGUUCUCGCCAACAGUGCGGCGCAGGAAGCAGGCCGCCCCCCCGCGCGCCCCCACCCCUCCCCACGCCCGCACUCCCCCGCGCGCCCUCUCCCCGCGCGCCCUCUCCCCGCCGCACGCACCCACACAGCAGCUGCGGUACUCGCCCAAACCCUUGUCGGCGAGGAAGAACAGUAGUAGCGGGCGCGUACUCAAGUUGUUAGUCGCCAAGAUGCGACUGUCGGGCGACGGGAGCCGCGCGCCCGCCGCACCCAGCCCCAGCGGCGCCACACACGCGGCCCUCGUUUGCCCAUUGAACGAGUCGGGGUCGCAACACAGCAGGAGGGGGGAGGAGGAGGGGGCGGGGGACAUGUCCGAGACGUCGCUGACUUCAGGGCCGCACACGCGACGCAGCGACGACAGCGACAGCGACAGUGUCGUCGGGAGUCGCUCCCGCCGGAACAGGAAGGUGGUCACUUAUAAGGAGAAGCCACUUAACAGGAAACUGAGGAGAUGAUUAUAAAACUUAACACGUUUUAUUGAUCCUUGGUAUUUUCAAUAUUAGAUCCUGUACCUGCCGUGACGAGGCUGAAGAUGUACUUAAUAACGCAGUCAGGUCCGUGCGGCGCACGCACAUACGGACAGACACUCUCGCAAAUAUAUAUAUUUAUGAUUUAUAUCACAUCUGCUGCCAAUACUGAAUCAUUGAUCGCUAAUAAUAAUAAACUAUUGGUUCGAUGAUUUUUCAAUAACAUUACAUUAUUCAAUAACAUUAUGUAUAUAAACUUUAUUCAUAAAUAGCGAAAUCAAUAGGCUUGUGUCGGCGCAGGGCAUUCUAAGGUAUUGCACGCAAAUACUUGACUUCAAUUUUUUUAAUUUCAAAAUUUAUGUUAACAACAUAACACAGGGGAAACCCUUGGCCAUAAACUAUUGCGCUGCGACUACGAUAAUUUUUUAAAGAUUUAAAUAAUUGAUCAAAAAAAUAUAUAAUCGAAAUUAACGUUAUUACAUCAGUGUGUUUAGUGCCUGCGUUUGCCGCUAGGGGCGCUGUUUCAACUCCAUACAAAUUUAAGUUAACUUUUACGGUAUCGAGAGCGUUUAAAAACACGCACUGAGCAGAUUGGUGUUUAGAAUCUUAAGAUCGAACUUUGGCAUCAUUUUUAUUGGUUGUUACAUGACUUCAUCGCCACUGUGAGCUCUACAACACUAUCUUGUAGAGGAUCUGUCGACGAUGGCUUUGUACCCACCUAAUUACUAGAAGCCUCACCGGUUAGGUAGGCGAACUCAUUGGGUUCAUCCUGGGAGACUGCUAACAUCUGCCCUAGCAAGAGCAGUGCUUCGCUGAAUCCACGGGCGGACCGGAGUCGUGACCCACUGAGAAGAUCCUGCGAAAAACCCAGUGGGUGCGUCCGCAGGCUGACUGGCACGUCGAACCCGGUAACGUGGAGGGUAGGCAGUUAGAAUAAUUCUAUGAUAAUGAAAAAUAAACCUAAUAAAUAUGUAUUUAUAGUAACAAAUUGUACGUUUAAAGUUGUGGAAAAUAAAAUAUUUAUUGUUAGAUUAUAUUGAGAAAGAGAAGUAAAUGACAGUGCCUACAGACCCUUACACGGAGCGCGAUGCUUCCCAGAGAGAAUACAAUUACAUACAAUCUGAAAUAAGAUUAGUUAGAAAAUGCUCUUUGAAAGUAAAAAAAAACCUCAACAUUACUUAUUUAAUUUAUAGUACUAAUUUUUUUACUGAUGAGAUUGUUAGUGUCUGUUUGUUGAGAUAGAGUGGCUUGUGAGGAAAUGGUAAAUUAGUGUGAGCACGAGUGUUAGUGUGAUAUUCACAUUGUCAAUGACAUGAGCGAUGAGCCGUGUUUGUAUGCCUCACUCUGUUGACAUAACAAGAAUAAGGCAAUAUAUUUUUUAGUUUGUGUCUUUAAAUCAUUUCUCUUUUAAGAGUAUUAUGAAGACUUAGUUCGAGUCCUGGAUCCACCUGUAAUUGUAACUCUUUAGUAUUAUGUUUCGUUGAUUAUAUUUUGUAAAGGACUGAUGUAUUUAAGGUACCGCUUUAUACAUUAUUGUGAUAUGUUAUUAACAUUUAAUAAAAUAUAUUACAAUUUAAAGCAGUUUUA